This is a messenger RNA of Belonocnema kinseyi, 2922 nucleotides long. RefSeq names its product adiponectin receptor protein (gene AdipoR). Gene Ontology annotation, molecular function: signaling receptor activity. The coding region runs from base 239 to 1450 and encodes 403 amino acids. Gene Ontology annotation, cellular component: plasma membrane. Gene Ontology annotation, biological process: adiponectin-activated signaling pathway. The transcript is spliced from 7 exons. The record is from RefSeq and is a predicted model, not a curated record. Lineage: Eukaryota; Metazoa; Arthropoda; Insecta; Hymenoptera; Cynipidae.
CAGUUAACUGGUUUAUCUUCGUUCUGCGUCACGUACCAAGCAUAAGUUGUUAGUUUAAACUAAUCUUUCAAGGUCUCCUUUUACAUUGUGGUCAGCGAAACUCAACAAAGGUCUCGCUUUGUUAAAACCUCAACGCGAUUUGGAUAUUCUAUCGUGUUCAAAUGCAGUCUUUUUCAUUCCCUUGAGAUUGACAGACAGAAGUUUAAAAAAAGGAAUUUGUGUUCGAGAUUCCCCAAAAAUGAUACAGAACGAAGAUAUUAUCAUCGAAGAUAAAGAUGAUGUUAAUUCCCCGGGGCAGUCGGGACUUCGGCACCGUGUUCCUUGGGGCGAUAGAAUUUCACUCAACAGUGAAAUUCCGGGUUUGCCCGAAGUCAAGGAUUUACUAGAAGAUGAUGACACGAGCUGCUUGGCCGAAGAGGAAGAUGGAGUCGGAUGUCCUUUGCCAUCGACUCCUGAGGAUGAUCAUCUUCUCGAUUGUGAGAUGACAGAGGUCUUGAAAGCUGGAGUACUCAGCGAUGAAAUUGACCUUGGUGCGCUCGCUCACAAUGCAGCAGAACAAGCAGAAGAAUUCGUUCGCAAGGUAUGGGAAGCAUCCUGGAAGCAGUGUCACUUCCGAAACUUACCAAGAUGGCUACAGGACAACGAUUUUUUACACGCGGGUCAUAGACCACCACUUCCAUCAUUCUACGCAUGCUUCAAAAGCAUUUUUCGUAUCCAUACAGAAACUGGAAAUAUAUGGACCCACCUUCUUGGUUGCGUGGCCUUUAUAGGCAUAGCAAUUUACUUUUUAACACAACCACCGAUGGAUAUUCGGCUUGAAGAGAAAAUUGUGUUUGGGGCCUUUUUUGCCGGCGCUAUCAUUUGUUUGGGCAUGUCUUUCGCUUUUCACACAUUGCACUGCCACAGCGAGUGCGUCGGCAAAUUAUUUUCUAAGCUAGAUUACUGCGGAAUAGCGAUGCUCAUAAUGGGCAGUUUUGUGCCCUGGCUGUAUUAUGGCUUCUACUGCGACUACCAGCCCAAGUUGAUUUACUUGUCGGUCGUUGUGGUGCUCGGAAUAACGAGUAUAGUAGUUUCCUUAUGGGAAAGAUUCGGCGAGCCCAGAUACCGUCCGCUGAGGGCUGGUGUUUUCAUGGGCUUUGGACUUAGUGGGAUCAUACCAGCUGUGCAUUAUGCGGUGGCCGAAGGCUGGUUUAAAGCCAUAAGUCAUGCAUCACUUGGUUGGUUAAUCUUGAUGGGAUGUUUAUAUAUUCUCGGGGCCAUGUUUUAUGCCUUACGAGUUCCAGAACGAUUUUUCCCAGGAAAAUUCGAUAUUUGGUUCCAGAGCCACCAGAUCUUCCACGUGCUAGUAAUUGCUGCAGCUUUCGUACAUUAUCACGGAAUAACAGAGAUGGCAAUGCACAGAAUGACUAUAGGUGAUUGUUCCGAUCCAUCACAGGUGAUAACUUUUUAAGGAAAGUAGCUGAUUUCAUAGAAAUUCGUAAAUUUAUUUAUAAAUAACAACAAAAAAAGUAAGAAAAAUUGAAAAUAUGUUGAUAAAUCUGUAAAAAUCCUGCUUCACACUGAAAUCACUGAAAUAAAAAGUCCACGCAGUUGUGAAUCUUGAUGGAUCUGAAAUAUCUGUGAAAAAUACUUGGUGAAGUCCAAGUUAACCGGAACCAAAUGACUAAACCUGGUCUAAUUCGACUACACGAUAAACUGUGCACGUUUAUAUUUUUCUGAUAUAGUGUAGAUUUUGUCGAAUCACGGUAAACAUUUUUUAAAUCAGAAAAUAUAUCUUGGAUUCAAGUAAAUGUGUCAUGUGCUAAUUAACAGAGAAUUGUUGAUUAUUAGGAUCGUUCAGCGAGUUUUGCGAUAUUUGCAGCAUCCACGGUCGGGACGUAAUUUAGAAAGAAACAACAAAAAAUUGCAAACAAUUCUACAUACAAGCAGUAAAUAAAAUUAACGAUACACGAAUGUACAAGAAGCGGCAUGGUAUCGAUUCAUUCGCAAAUAGAUUUUAUUAUAAUUGAUAGUAGCUGCUUGAAACUGUUCCCGAGACCUUGUAGUUACUGUAAAGACAAUCAGGAAGUUAAAAUUGUUUCUUUUCUCAUUUUUAUUGUCGUUUCUUUGUCAUGUCGCCAUUAAUAUUGUUUAUGAUUGAUUAUUGUUGUUAUCGCUAUCUAGAUUCAAACGACUAUUGUUUGUACUUGGUUAUUAUACACUCUUUGCUUUCAAGAAUAGCAGCAUCUUUUAAUUUGAAAGAAAGAUACAGAGACGAAGGUUUGAUUUAAGACUCAAGACUGGAAUGUAAACUAACAAGUACAUGAAACAGCAGUCGAUAUUUAAGGUGCGAAAUGUAAACUUGUUCCUCAGAAAAAUGUAGUUUUCUCGGAUCUUAUGCAUUUGAAAAAGAUUUUUUUUCAAUGCCAUCUUGUAUUGCAUAUCUUUCUAACAAAAAAAAUUAAUGCUCCGUCCUUUUCGUUUCUGUAAGGAAACAGUUUUCGAUUUUAUAUUCAAAACUUCAAGCUCAAGUAAUCGCAAAAUAUUGUUUCGUAUUUUUUUUUAAAAGCAUUCAGAUCCGAGAUUCUAAAAUUGUCUCCUCUUGUACGAACACUGUAGUCUCGAAUUCCCUGAAAAAUGUAUCAGGAUAACUGAUUUUUCUGUUUAUAGAGUGUUAGAUUAAUGGUACUGUGUAUGAUUUUAAAUCGACUGAGAGGCUAAGUAGGAUAUUUUAGAAUAGCUGGUCGUCUUUUUUUCUUCACAUUUUUCUCAUUUUUAUUAAGUUUUAGGUUCGUUAGUCUGGCUAAUACCUCUGCUUAAAUUUUGCAGUGAGUAAGACUACAACGGAAAUUUAAAUGUUUUCUUUCCUCAGUUUAAUAAUUAUUAGACAGGGGUGCUGUUGAACUUUUUACAUGAAUAAAAUGGAAUAUUGUUACAUAAUCA